GAGUAGAAUCAGUAGGCAAAUCAUUCGUAGUCAACAUCGAAUUGUUUUGAAGUACGUUUUAUUUUCAUUUAUCUUCAAAAUAAGAGCAGAAAGUUACAAUAAUGCCUGCAGAAAAGCCCCCGGAAAUCAAAUUUCCCAUGCAUAAUGUACACUUGAAGCAAACGUAUGGCAAUAUAAAAAUGGCUUGCACUUUGGCCCUGAUAGCCCCACUGCUUCUGUACACUUUCAACAAUAUUCCACGCAAAAGGAAGUACAGGAGUUUCUACUCCAAAUACGAUCCGAUAGAUGCUUUUGACCGCAUGAUGAGUGGAGGCUACCUGUCAUCCUGCCCGCCGGGAAGUGGUCCAAAAAAGGAUGAUAAAAAGGAUAAAAAGAAGAAAUAGGUCGAUUUACCUGAAACGAAAUCUGACACGAUUCUCAACUCAUAGAAAUUGUGCAAUUAUCACACAAUUUAAAUGCAACUUAUAAACUUUAUUAAUUUUCAAAGCGAAUGCUUACAAGAAUUAUUUGACAAAUUAUUCAAAUUAACCUGCUUUCUUCUUUAACGUAACGCCCUAAUAUGCAUUCUCUUCAAUGGACCUAAAAUAGAAAUAUAAAUUCAAAAGAAAUUACUUCAGUUUUUAAGUAAUCUGUAUCCGAAAACUAAGAUAUUCUAAUAAAUUGGAGCAUUGCAAUCUA
Molecule: messenger RNA, 678 nt
Organism: Drosophila rhopaloa
Lineage: Eukaryota; Metazoa; Arthropoda; Insecta; Diptera; Drosophilidae
Gene: COX6CL
Exons: 2
Coding region: 102-383 (93 amino acids)
Source: RefSeq, a predicted model, not a curated record